Diceros bicornis minor is the source of this 1555-nucleotide messenger RNA. It is a transcript of the gene MRTO4, whose product is annotated as MRT4 homolog, ribosome maturation factor. The transcript has 8 exons. Gene Ontology annotation, cellular component: preribosome, large subunit precursor; nucleolus. Gene Ontology annotation, biological process: nuclear-transcribed mRNA catabolic process; ribosomal large subunit biogenesis; rRNA processing. Gene Ontology annotation, molecular function: RNA binding. The coding region runs from base 139 to 858 and encodes 239 amino acids. Lineage: Eukaryota; Metazoa; Chordata; Mammalia; Perissodactyla; Rhinocerotidae. The record is from RefSeq and is a predicted model, not a curated record.
CCAGCAGGAGGAGGGGGCCGUAGCGCAGAUUGAGUCAGGCACGCGCGAGGGCAGCCCCCGAGGGCCAUCCCAGAGUUCCCCGCGCCGCCGGGGUCCUAACAGGCAGCACCGUCUUCCGCCGCACGUGCCUGCAACGAGAUGCCCAAAUCUAAGCGCGAUAAGAAAGUUUCCUUAACCAAAACUGCCAAGAAAGGCUUGGAACUGAAACAGAACCUGAUCGAAGAGCUUCGGAAAUGUGUGGACACGUACAAGUACCUUUUCAUCUUCUCCGUGGCCAACAUGAGGAACAACAAGCUGAAGGACAUCCGGAACGCCUGGAAGCACAGCCGGAUGUUCUUUGGCAAAAACAAAGUGAUGAUGGUGGCCUUGGGUCGAAGCCCAUCUGACGAGUACAAAGACAACCUGCACCAGGUCAGCAAGAAGUUGAGGGGUGAAGUUGGUCUCCUUUUCACCAAUCGCACUAAGGAGGAAGUGAACGAGUGGUUCACCAAAUACACAGAGAUGGACUACGCCCGAGCUGGGAACAAAGCAGCGUUCACCGUGAGCCUGGACCCAGGGCCCCUGGAGCAGUUCCCCCACUCCAUGGAGCCACAGCUGAGGCAGCUGGGCCUGCCCACUGCCCUCAGGAGAGGCGUGGUGACCCUGCUGUCCGACUACGAGGUGUGCAAAGAGGGCGACGUGCUGACCCCAGAGCAGGCCCGCAUCCUGAAGCUUUUCGGGUAUGAGAUGGCCGAAUUCAAGGUGACCGUCAAAUACAUGUGGGAUGCACAAUCUGGAAGGUUCCAGCAGAUGGGAGAUGAGUUGCCAGAGAGCGCGCCCGAGUCAGAAGAAGAAUCAGAACAAGAAGAUGACAACUGACGGUACUGGGGACUGAAGGCCUCCCGGCCGAUCCAGGUCUCAUCUCAACUGGACCCGCGGGACUGCCGCCACCCCUCUUGGGGCAGCAGCUGUUAUUCUGCUGUGGAUCAAGACGAGGGAGGGCAAUAGGGACAGACUGUUGUUCCAUAAAGAAUAAAACUUCGUCAGCAGGGUGUCUCCCUGUAGACGGAAAAGGAGACUUUUCUCAGAAAAAAGGCCUCUGGGUUUGGGCUUUUGUUUGGAUUCCCAGGGUUCCCACUGUUCACCUCUCAAGCCAGCUUCCAGCACUGGCUUCUGCGUGACAGCCGUGGCCGUGUGACUCUGGGGACGUGAGACCAGCCACCAGAGCUGGGGCUUUUCCUUUUGCCUGGCUCUCAGUGCCCCUUGCUUGAAAUGGGAUUUGCUGAGAACAGCAGGCCCCCUGGCUGCCCUUCCUGCCCAGCCACAUCGACGUGCAUACAUGCAUGCACACACUCUUAAACCAGGGCUGAGGAUCCUGUGUGACCAGAAGACAGGAGGCUUCAACUAAGACGAGUAAAGCCACAGCUGAACUUGAGAGCAUCUGUUAAAAUGUUCCCCAGCAUCCUGGGAGGUUUUAUUUCUCUUGGUGACAACUCUAAUGGUAGGUUUCUGCCCCAGCAGUUCUGUUUGUAAAUAUUCAGUGAGGGCAUUUCGAAAUGAGAGUAGAUCCACUUCA